This is a messenger RNA of Eruca vesicaria subsp. sativa (arugula), 1662 nucleotides long. The record is from the annotation of a GenBank genome assembly. Lineage: Eukaryota; Viridiplantae; Streptophyta; Magnoliopsida; Brassicales; Brassicaceae.
UAUUAUCUCAAUCUAGAGCCAUUCUAUACAAAUCAUGAUUAAAAUAGUUUGGCAAACUUAAAAAAGAAGAAGAAAAUAUCAAUUUAAAAAGUCAAAGAGCUCCAUGUGAAAUCUGUAAAGCAACCUUUCUGUUUUUCUGUGUGUGUGUGUGCUCCUUCCCUCUACUAAAUAAAGUCUAUAAAUAUGUACAAGCUGUUCUAAGAAAAAUUAAAACCCCAAAUCCCAAUAAAUUCUACUUUUUUCUCUCAUAAUAAACUCUGUCUGAGCCUAGAAAUCCAGCAUCACCAUCCUCUAUUUCAAAGCUUCAUUGUUAUCUUCUUCUUUGAUCUCUUGUUCAAACACAACUAUUACCUUUUUUCUUCUUGUUAUACUCCAAGAAACCAGGAAGAUUUCUAGUUCUAACAAUCUCAUUCUUAGAGUUUGAAAAAAUGGAAGAAAAUAAUAAUAAUUUUCAGACAAAAUUCAGUCCCAAGAUUUCAGAAAUCAGAGCAUCUCUUUCUCAGAUCAUAUUAGCAGGAGGACCAAACACACUCGACUCUGUCUUCUCAUUUCUCGCCACUUCCUCCGCCACAACAUCCCUCGCCACUCUCAACCCUCCACCACCGCAGCUCGGCUCCUCCGUCUACCUCCAGCAGCGAGAUUUUAUCGAAAGCUUCCACCUUCAAAACAGAGCAAUCUCCACUCUUCCUCCUCCUCCUCUGUUCGAUCAUCAAACUUCUCCAGCCGCAGCUUUCGCCGCCGCGUUAGCGGCAGGGAGGACAGCGAAAAAGAAGAAGCUUUACAGAGGAGUGAGACAGAGACACUGGGGAAAAUGGGUUGCGGAGAUAAGACUCCCGCAGAACAGAAUGAGGGUUUGGUUAGGUACUUACGAAACAGCGGAAGCAGCCGCCUAUGCUUAUGACCGCGCCGCUUAUAAGCUCCGUGGAGAAUACGCUCGUCUCAACUUCCCGAAUCUCAAGGACCCCAGUGAGCUGCUCGGGCUCGGAGAUUCCUCUAAGCUUAUUGCUCUCAAAAACGCAGUGGACGGGAAGAUACAAACGAUUUGUCAGAGAGUCAGAAGAGAGAGAGCUAAAAAGAGCGGAAAAACGAGUAAAGAUUCUUCAUCCUCGCCGGAGACUCUGUCUUCUCCGGCGGAAACUGCCACUGCGGUGAAUUCAGAGGAUAGCUACUGGAGUUCGCAGAUGGGUCUGUGGAAUAGCGAGAAUAGUUCUCCUGCGUCAGUUUCUAUCUCAGAUGAAGUUCCGGCGACUUUAAUGGCGGCGGCGGGGGAAGAGACGAUGAUGGAUACUGAAGGGUUUUUGCUUGCGAGGAUGCCUUCGUUUGAUCCAGAGCUUAUUUGGGAAGUUCUCGCCAAUUAAAUCACACAAAACUACGGAAGUAGAAAGAUAACUUGGGGAUCAAGACAUAUGAUGAGAAGAUUAGGGUUUUGUGUGUGAAUUAGGGCAUAAGGUGAACCGGAUAUUUGUUAAAAAAAAAUCAUUCAGAAGCUGUUGAGUAAUGGAUAUAUUAGGGUUUUUAAUUAAGAUUAAAGCCUCGUGGUUUUUGAGAGAGGUUGUGAAAGCUCCUUUUUUGAAGUUAUAUUGUAAUCAUCCAAGGACUUUCUUAUUGUACUUUGAACAAGUAUUAUAAUGUAACAAUUUUUAGUUGAGCAAAAGCUUCUGG